AUUGGAACAAAAUUGAAUGUCUUUGGAAUUGUAUUUUUGUCUGUGGCGGAUGGUUCUUGGAGACGGAUUUUUAAUUACAAUUUAUUCGAGAAAUUAUCAACUAGGAGCAAAUAAAGUACUUUCCACAGAAGAUAUUGAGUAUUUAUAAUUUUAUAAUCGAUUUAUAGUACACAACAUUAGUAAACACAAGUUGUCAUCAGGUUAUUAUGUUACUCAACAAAACCAGGCUGGUGGGGUUUACGAAUAGAACUCGGAAAGGCAAUAUGGAGGGGAAUUCCACGUCGGACAUAGUGAUUUUGAGCGGCAAUUCCCAUCCCGAAUUAGCAGAUUUGAUCGCUAACCGGCUUGGAGUGCGUAAAGGAGGAUGCUCAGUGUACCAUAAAACAAACAGAGAAACUAUGGUGGAGAUUGCCGACUCAAUCAGAGGGAAAAACAUUUAUAUUGUACAGACUGGAACUAAAGAUGUGAACAACAACAUAAUGGAAUUGUUGAUAAUGGCAUACGCUUGUAAGACGUCAUCAGCCAGAUCCAUUGUGGGCGUCAUUCCGUACCUGCCGUACAGCAAACAGUGCAAAAUGAGGAAGCGCGGCUGCAUCGUCACCAAACUGCUGGCGAAGAUGAUGUGCAAAUCGGGAUUAACGCAUAUCAUAACAAUGGACUUGCACCAAAAGGAGAUACAAGGUUUCUACGAGUGUCCAGUUGACAAUCUGAGAGCUUCUCCAUUCCUGCUGCAGUAUAUUCAAGAAAGUAUUCCAGAUUACCGUAACUCGGUGAUCGUAGCGCGCAACCCGGGCUCUGCGAAGAAGGCGACGUCGUACGCGGAGCGGCUGCGGCUCGCCAUCGCUGUCAUACACGGAGAGCAGAAGGAGGCCGAGAGCGAUGAGGUGGAUGGGAGAUAUUCUCCGCCUUGUAUACCCAGUGACCACAAAUCGCGUACAAUGGAUGUGUCUGUGGGAGUGCCCGCGCAUCCUGCUAAAGAAAAACCACCGAUCAACGUCGUCGGAGACGUGGGAGGCAGAAUAGCUAUUAUGGUGGAUGACAUGAUUGACGAUGUGCAAUCAUUCGUCGCGGCAGCAGAAGUACUGAAGGAGUGCGGUGCUUACAAAAUCUACGUUCUUGCCACACACGGACUACUGUCCUCCGACGCGCCGCGCCUCAUUGAAGACUCGCCCAUAGACGAAGUGGUGGUCACCAACACAGUGCCGCACGAACUGCAGAAGAUGCAGUGUAACAAGAUCAAGACCAUCGACAUAUCAGUGCUGCUCAGCGAAGCCAUACGCCGCAUCCACAACAAGGAGUCCAUGUCCUAUCUAUUCAAAAACGUUACCCUUGAGGAUUAAAUUAUUCCCAUAAGUAUUAGUGUUUGGAUGAUAAGUGUUCACGUCGAGCGUUAGUCGAAAUUAUCUACGAAUUUAUUUUGACUGGUCCAUUCCGUAAUCGAUCCGGACAGCUAUCGAUUACCGAUCCAAUAAAUCGAUAUGCGUUGGCGUUCUUAGAGCAGUGAACGCGCGUUGGACGCUUAUCUUCGGAACAGCACCUUAUUGGUAGAUUACUAAAGUGAGUUAUUUUUUCAUGUGAGAACACAGGUAUUGGAUUUUUGUUGCAUUUUCUGUUCAACUAGUCAACAAUAAUGUUAUGUAUCAUGUGUAAUAUAUUAUCAAUCAAACGGUUUGUCAGCAGUAAUAGUACAGAUGGUGUGGUGUGUAUUACAGCAUGUAUAAAUAACUCAUUUUGCUAAUAUUACUAGAGUUAAGUAUUAUUGCACUGUUAGACUUUUAUAAUUCUACCAAUUUCCAUGCACUGAAUCUAGAGAAUUAUUUCGGUUUGUGCAUUUACUUUAUUAUGUUAUUUUUGUCUAAAAUGUUCAAUAUUCUACAUGUUUAGAAUGUUGUAGGAUGUGAUUAAAAAUCAUUUUUGUAUGUUACUUUUGUUAAAACAGUGUAUGUACAAAUGGUGCAAAUCAUUCAAUUAAACCAAAACACUUGUAUGAAUAUAACAGUCUAUCAGUUAAUUAAGUAUUGCCCUAUUUCAUAUUAUUCCUUUUUGUAUAAGUUAUGUAUUACAUUUGGUACUUCCCUGGAGUAGGAACAAAUAUUUAAAUGCACCUAUAUUAGUUUAAUCUGUUAAAUUAACAAUUCAUCUAUGUACUGAGCUUCUUCUACAUUAACAAUGUUAAGACUGUUAAACACAACCAAAAUGGAUCUGUUAUUCUAAAAUAUAUGUUAAUUCCAAAGUGAUUCAAUAUGAGAAUGUUUUAUGUCUGUUGGCUUUUAAAUGUUUGUAUAACUGUUGGCGCAUACUUGCUAGUUGCUUCAUAAUAUCAAUAAAUAUGUAUUCUUGCUGCAGUGGCAAAGGCUGGCCGUAUUCAAAGAGGAGGCAAAAUAUUUGUUAAUAAUACCUAUGUGAAAGUUCAGAAAGGUAAGCCCUGUAACCAUUGUUAUUUAUUCUGCCUGGUGAAUUUGCGUGAAUGGCUCUAAUCCCUAAUUAUUAACACCAAUUUUAGUAUAACCUAAUAAGUACUUAUCGAUAUAUCGUUUUUGCUCAUGUGAUAGAAAAAAUAGUAUUGUGUGAUCAGAAAUAUUUUUAUAGCCAUAGUCGCAUAUUUUAUACAUGAGUUGUGAGUGUGCGCCCUGCGGUAUUUGCUACGUGCAAGGCUUAUUCCCUCGUAAAUUCACAGUAUUUAUCUAAUUGGAGGUGUGGAUAUAGGUAUGUAUUUUUAUAUUACAGCACUCGUAAAAUAAAAACUAAUUAGAUAGGUAUAUAAUUUAAUGCUACAAAUGGUAGUGUCCAAGUUUUGCCUUUUCAUGAACAUUUUGUAGAAAUUUGUCUUAUAAUAUUAAGUAAAAUAUUGAAGAAUUUUGAAAUGGUCAUUUUUUAUAUACAAACUUGGAAUUCAAACAUGAUACAAUGCAAUCGCAAAUAGAUUUUUUGUAUGUUUUAAGAGACACACAAUUAAUUGUAAAAUCAGUAAUAUUACAAUAUUCUGGAUGCUUCAUAUUAUUAAAUAUAAAAAAAAUAGAUAUAAGAAUAGAAAAUAAUACCUAAGUGUAUCAUAAAGAAAAUCCUAAAAACGCAUAUUGCAUAAAUGUAGGCAAAGGAAUACUAUAUAUACCUAAAUAAAUUGUGGCAUAUAUA
This is a messenger RNA of Manduca sexta (tobacco hornworm), 3135 nucleotides long. RefSeq names its product phosphoribosyl pyrophosphate synthase-associated protein 2. The record is from RefSeq and is a predicted model, not a curated record. The transcript has 7 exons. NCBI's taxonomy places the organism in Eukaryota, Metazoa, Arthropoda, Insecta, Lepidoptera, Sphingidae. Gene Ontology annotation, molecular function: magnesium ion binding; ribose phosphate diphosphokinase activity. Gene Ontology annotation, biological process: purine nucleotide biosynthetic process; 5-phosphoribose 1-diphosphate biosynthetic process. Gene Ontology annotation, cellular component: cytoplasm; ribose phosphate diphosphokinase complex. The coding region runs from base 207 to 1340 and encodes 377 amino acids.